Molecule: messenger RNA, 591 nt
Organism: Aspergillus pseudotamarii
Lineage: Eukaryota; Fungi; Ascomycota; Eurotiomycetes; Eurotiales; Aspergillaceae
Product: LURP-one-related/scramblase family protein
Exons: 2
Coding region: 1-591 (196 amino acids)
Source: RefSeq, a predicted model, not a curated record
AUGGCCUCCCUGCAACUCCCUCCAGUCCCGACUCCGGUCGCGAUCAUGGAUCAAUUCAUUGCGCAACAAUCCGAGGUCCUGGUUCUGAAGGAAAAGGUCCUCUCCCUCUCGGGGGAUAGCUUUGAUGUGAGGCUGGUUAGUGGCGAACCUAUCUUUCGGAUCAAAGGCAAGCCACUGAGUAUUUCGGGUCGUAAAUCUGUCUUCGAUAUGGCGGGCAAUCACUUGUUUGAUAUCGUCAAGGAGCAUCUGCACCUCCACUCCACCUACGCUAUUCACGCUCUAGAUGGCAGCAAGUUACUCGAGGUCAAAAGUAGCCUUUCCUUGAUCGGCUCCAAUGCUACCGCAACCUUUACACCCCCCAGUACUGACAGCCUUGUGUCCUUGAAUAUGAAGGGGAACUGGCGGUCUCGUAAGGCGAGCAUUGUGGACGAUGCGACGGGGGCAGUGGUGGCCCAGAUCGAUCGCAAGCGGUUCAACGCUCGUCAGAUAUUCUUCCACCAGCAGACCUAUGCCGUGAUCGUUGCUCCAGGGGUGGAUCUGGCGCUGAUCGCAGCCCUGUGUGUCUGUUUUGACGAGAAGAAUAACGACUGA